Molecule: messenger RNA, 6770 nt
Organism: Pocillopora meandrina
Lineage: Eukaryota; Metazoa; Cnidaria; Anthozoa; Scleractinia; Pocilloporidae
Source: the annotation of a GenBank genome assembly
AUGAAUUUCCCGCCGAUUGCUUCACUUGCUGCAUUCAGGAGUGUUUUAGGGAGAUCCCGUCACCUCAUCAAGCCGCUUUCACGAAAAAUAGCUUCUUCUCUGACGAUGGAAAACCAGAGACUUGUGUGGGUCGAUCUAGAGGUCAGUUGAUUCACCAACUAAUUUACUGUAUUUGGUUUCAGAAACUUAUCAGUUCGAAAGUGAUAUGCAGAAGAAUGGUAUCGUCUAGUUAUCGAUCGAGAUGCAUGUGCUGCGUUUUGGGAACAAACUUAAUGAGGAAGCUUGCCGCCGAUUUAUCUUUGCAAAUCUUUUUAAUUCACUAUAUCUCUAGGUAACGUUAUGAUGAAACAUUCUAGUCGCCAAUUUGGCGACUAAUUUUCAGGAUUUGGUUGCCAAUUGAAAGUGAAAAAUUUAGUCGCAUUGGCGCCUGUAUUAGGCGCAAUUUCACGCCCUGGCAUUACGGUUACUUGAUUCACUUAACAAGCCUUACUUUAUAAACGACUGUAAAUAGGUAAAAAUCGUAUAAUUUAUGUGAACUGCGGUUGAAGAAAAGAAUAUGGAAGCGAUCCUUGCAGUUAUGAACACUACUUGAAUAGCAGUGAAAAUAAGGCCUGAAAAAAGUUCAGGUCCAUAUGAGAUUUGAACCCAUGACCUCAACCGGUGCAGAUGGAAUGGUGUAUUUGGAACCAACAUAACGACCAGCCCCCAGUUAGCUUGUUACCUCAGUUGGUAGAGUACUGCACCAGUAAAUAACAGUUAAGAAAAGUGAUUAUAUAGGACUAUUAAAGCAAACAAUAAAAGUUGCAUUAAAGCUAACCUGCAUGCAAAUAUUACCUUACUUUUUUGUGACCAGUGCACAGAGGAGGUUUCUCUCAUCCAUAAGAGAUUUCAGACAAGCAGUUUUAAGAUGAAGGUCAACCUCGUUGUCUACUACGCAGUUUUUAUCGAAACAGAAAUUUUUUUAAAUUAGUAAAACAAGGGUAGAUUGUCUGGUUUUGUGGUUGCUGUUUUUGUGUUUUGCUGAAAAUGAUCUUUUAUUCCCUCUUCAACUUGACCUUGUUGCUGCUGGUUUGGCCAUCAAGAUGACAGGUAAUUAAAGCUUUUCCUUUGUCCAUUAUUGAAGCACAAUAAACUCUCUUACUCCUAUUAACCCCUCACUCCCAAGAACUCAAUAGUAACUCUCCUUGCCGUCUGCCAUACAGUUGUUAUGAUGUUAGUUCAGAGAAUUUGGUAUUUGAUCAACUAAUAAUCCUUUUACUGAUAUUUUUAUUUAUUCUCAUAACUUGUAUUCUUGAUAUUGUAUUGAUAUUGUAAGGAGAAAUUCUACUUUGGUCACUCAAGGAAGUCAAAGAGUUAAAAUUUCACCAAGAAGUUGGUAGGAUAACUUAUAUUAAUGAACCAUGGAAUCCUCUCCUGUAAAAUCUUGUCCUGAAUUCUGUUACUUAACCUGAAAUUCAAAGAUUUUAUCAAUAUGGAAUUAAGAAAUACUGAUUCACAUGUUGAGCCCUCUUAACACUUGUGAUGAUUAAUUUUAGUGAAGAAGACUAUAGAGAGUGGUAUUGGACAGAGCUAAAACUUUUAACAUCUCUCCUUUAGGUCUUGACAUCGAUGAGUGUCAUAUUAUAGAAAUGGCAUGCCUGAUCACAGAUGAAAACCUCAAUAUUGUGGCAGAGGUAAUGUAUGUCCAAGAAUAAUAUAGACUGAAAUGAUAAAAUGAUCUAUGUGGGUUGGCUGCAAAGCCUGAAAAAAAAUUCAGGUUUUGACAAGAGCCAAACCCAUGCUUGCUAGAUACUAUGACUUGUUGGAAGCUUCCAUCAACAGAGCCGUGAGGUGACAUGUUGUUAGAAAGGCAAAUUCAAGGAGGUCCAUAGUACAAUUCAAUGAAGUAAAUGAUAUUUUGAUGUUCGGAAGAAAUAGAAAGGAAGAGAUGAUUAAGAAGUGUGGUUUAACUGAUGGGCAGCUUAUCUUGGUCUACUGUAGCAUCAUCAGAUCUGUCUUGGAGUAUGCAAGUCCUGUAUGGGCUGGCCUCAUGCAGUACUUGAGUGAUCAAAUUGAGUCGGUUCAAAAGAGGGCUCUAAAAAUCAUUUUCCUGUUUAUGAGUUAUGAGGAAGUGCUUAAGAAGUCAGGCUUAAUUAAUCUAUGCCAGAGGAGGGAGGAUGCGUGCGUCACUUUCCUUAAGCGGAGUUACUACUCUUCUGACCUACUACGAAAUUUAGUACCGCAAUUUCAAUUUUCAAGACCAUAUGCCCCUAGGGCAGGAAGAACUGUGUCUGUACUUACCUCCUCAAGAUCUAUUAGAUUUGGAAAUUUUUGCACUAUUAAAUAUCAGAAUCAUGUGUAAUAUACUUAACUGCAAUUUAUCUUAUUACUUAUAGUAUUUAAUGUUUACACAAUAUUUAAUAUUUAUAUUUAAUUGAUAUCUAAAAUAGUUCUAUGUAUGCAUAAUGUAGAAGUAUUUGUAAAUUUUGACCCGCCUUGUAAUUCAGUUUCUACUGCAAGAAGGCUGAAUAAAUGAUCAUCAUCAUCAUCAUCACAGUUAAGCUUCAAAGUUAUUUUUAUUUUGAUAUAUGUGUUUUUCUAAUUAAAGGCACCUGACUUAGUAAUUCAUCAGCCAAACUCAGUCUUAGAAGCCAUGGAUGAAUGGUGUGUCAAACAUCAUGGAGAGGUAAAGAUGCAUAGAUUUUGGCUCAUAAUUAACAAUUGUUUCAUACUUCAGCAUGCGUUCAUCGAGAUAUGAAGCAUGCAGGAAGUUUGGAGAGCACGAAAGAUGUGUAAGAGUUGCUCAAGGUGUAGCCGAGAGCAACUCUAGCUUCUUAAGUGCUCUCCAAACUUCCCAAAUGCUUCAUAUCUUGACGAACCCACGGCUAAUGCAUGAACCGAUUGUUCAUGGAAAAUUUUUUUUCUCAGGGAUUUGUUUGCUGACGUCAUGAGCAUGCACAAUAGGAAUAUGAAGUACACUUGUGCAAUUGAAUUUGAUUACACAAAUUUACAAGCCAUGUUAUAACUUUUAUUUGACCCUCUACACAAUAAAAUAAGUAUACAUAUUCUGCAUACUGUUUCAGUACCUUUAUGUACAAAAAUUUCAAUGCUGUAAUGUAUCUUUAACUCCCAAGAUCUCAUUUAGUAAUCCUCCUUACUGUCUGCCAUACAGUUCUUGUGAUGUUAGUUUGGAGAACUAGGUGUUGGAUCAACUAAUAAUUCCCUAAUCAUGGGAGGUAAAAGGUUAACCCUCUAAUCCUUAAUAUCAGUGACUAGCAUCUGAUCUCUCCUUAAAAUAUCACCCCUGAAUCAAACAUUGAAAGGAAAUGAUCACCAACUAAAGCAGUUUUUGUUGUUAAACAAAUUCACCUUACUUGUACCUAAAGAAAUGUAUAGUGAACAGUAUGGAGAAUUUGCAUACUGAUGUUAGGGUGUAGAGGAUUAAUGCUGUGUUAAUAUUCCUUCUCCUCACUCUUCAAGUCAGGUUUAACAGCUGCUGUUAAAGCAUCCAAAACCAGCCUCUCAGAGGCACAACAAAUUUUUCUGGAGUUUAUAAAAAAACACACUCCAGCUAAGCAGUGUGCACUGGCUGGAAACAGCGUGCAUUGGGAUAAAAAGUUCCUGGACAAGUACAUGCCUAAAUUUAUGAAUCACCUACAUUACAGAAUUGUGGAUGUUAGCACAGUGAAAGAACUCUGUAGGUUAGUGAACUGAAAUUUUAUAAUUAAUAAUGGUUUUAUGUACUUUUAAUCCUUUCACUUCCAAGAUCUCAGUAGUAAUUCUCCCUACUGGCUGCCAUACAAUUCUUAUGAUGUUAGUUCAGAGAAUUUGGUAUUGGAUCAGCUUAUAAUCCCCUAAUUGAUAUUUUUCUUUCUUCUUAUCCCUUGAUAUUGAUAUUUCAUUAAUAUUACAAAGGAGAAAUCAUGUCUUGAUCAUUCAUAAGGGUUAAAGGAUUAAUUUAUUGCAAUUUUAAUAUCUUUUUGAGUCUGUUGGUUUUUAUCCUGUUUUUAUUUUAGCACAGUAAAAUUUACAUUUCAGUUAUUUACUUUUUUUAUUUUUGUGUUCAAUCAUGUCCUUGUGAUGCAUGGUUUUAAGAUUCAAGGUAGUCUUUAAGCAUAACCCUUUUCUCCAAAUGUACCCAUCAUGUUUAACCUUUUGACUCCCAGAUAAAAUUUGUAAUUCUCCUUACUGUCAACCAUACAAUUCUUAUAAUGUCAGUUCAGAGAAUUUAGUAUUGGAUCAAUAAUUAUCCCCAAAUUGAUAUAUUUCUUUAUUCUCACUAUCCGGACCCUGAUUAUCCGGAGUAUUCGAUUAUCCGGACUUUCUUCUCUGGUCCCAAUUUUUCUAUGAAUAUUAAUUAGUUGUGAUCUUGAAAACUCAAAGUCGCAAAAAGCCCAAUAAUCCUUUCAAAAGACUGUUGAAACAGCAUAUUAUCCUGUGCGCUUUUCAAAAUUCGAAAGUGCGACGAGACAAAGAAAUAUUCUGAUGUGUUCAGCUGAUAUAUGGUUGGCUCAAUUGUUUUGUUGCCUAGGGAAUUUCAUGUUUGAUUAGUUCAUGUAAACACACAAGCGAUCGAUCAUAAACUCAAAUCAAAAACAUGCCUACGAAGCGAAAGCUAGCCGUUCUAUUGAUUAAAGAUAAGCAGAUAAUUAUUUCACAUUUCUAUCUCAUUAAUAUUCAUAUUUUCGAUUAUCUAGACUCUCGAUUAUCCAGACUAUUUACCGAGGUCCCGAUGAGUCUGGAUAAUCGAGGUUCGACUGUACUUAUUUGGUUGAUAUUGUAUUGAUAUUGUAAGGAGAAAUUCUCUCUUGGUCUCUCAUGGGAGUAGUAAAUUUGGAUGAAACUGCACUGAAUGCUGACAAUGGACCAAUAAUGAAGUUACAAUUAAAAAUUAGAUGGCAUGUUGCCUUGCACCUUUGCAAUAAGAGAUCACAGAUGACGUCAAAAUGUGACAACAACAAAAGAGUAGCGCAUGAGGCGCAGCUUUGGAAAAAAAACUUGAAAAAAAAUUGAGGCCUUUUUUUCAGUACUGCUUAAGUAGUGUUCAUUACGGCAAAGAUUGCUUCCAAACUCAAUUCUUAAACCACAGUUCACAUAUAUGAUUUCAAUGUAUUUAAAGUCGUUUAUUCAUCACUUCAUGGGUUUAUUACAUGAACCAACAUUAUGAUAAUGACCAGCUCACAGUUGGCUUGUUAGCUCAGUUGGUAGAGUGCUGCACCAGCAUCACAGAGGUCAUGGGUUCAAAUCCCUUACAGGCCUAAAUUUUUUUUAGACUUUAUGUUCACUACAGCUUAAUCUUUUAACUCUCAUAAGUGAUUAACAUGGAAAUUCUCCCUAAAAUAUACAUACAUUAUCCUGUAAACAGGUAUUGAGAAAACUCCAACUUAUCAGGUAGAGUUGUUAUCUUGACUCAACACUUAAUUCUCAUAACUGAUUUAUGAUGAAAUGUGUAGCAGCUGAAGGGGAGAAUUAACAAUCAGAUCUUGGGAGUUAAAGGAUUGAGUGGUGUUCAUUACUGCAAAGAUCACUUCCAAAUUCAAAUUAAUUUUGAUUGUGUUCCCUCUAUUAGGAGAUGGUAUCCUGAGAUUUACCAACAAGUUCCCAAGAAAAAGCAAACCCACAGGUACAGUAAAUAAUUAUUUAACUCUUCAACUCUCAGAUGUGAUUAACAUGUAACUUCUCCCUAUAAUACCCAUGCAUUAUCCAGCACACAGGUAAUGAGAAUACUCAAACUUAUCACCUAGACGAUUUAACUUGAUCUAACACCAAAUUCUUGUUACUAUUUUACAAGUAAUUGUGUAGAAGCCAGAGAGGAGAGUUAAGAAUCAGAUCUUGGGAGGUAAAGGGUUAAGGACUACAAUUUGAAAUUGGUUAAAUGGCUAGCCUGUGCCAUUAUAAAAUUAUGCAUGGUAAUUUAGUAUUAUCAACUGAGUUGAUGACGUAAAGUGACCACUGUAAAGAGUUUCAAAGGUGACAUUUCGAGCAUUAGCCCUCCAUCAGAGGGAAAGUACAUAUAUAUGUUCCUCAUCUCCUCUAAACAAAAGCCCAGUAAAGCUGUUUGAUACUUCAAGGCCCACUUGUUCAAAGAGCUAAUAUUAUCCUAUCCAGGGGAUAAAAAGUUCUAGGGGAUAGCUGUCAACAAAACAUACCAUGCUAUCCACAAGACAGACUUAUCGUGUUGAUAGUGUUGAUACCCACCCUUCGUACAACCAGGAUCAUUCCAAAAGAUUGCCUUAUUCAGUUUGAAGGAAAAAUAAUUUAAGGGUCUGGUGAACAAAAAGGCAAUGGGGUAUUAUGAUGAUUUGUAUACCACUGAUUGUUAACAGGAGACAGUCAUUUAAAAAGAAUGCUUCUGUCAAUCAUUUUUUUUUUCCCUGAUCUGUUCUUUUCAAAACAGAACUUUGAAUCACCAAAUAGCAAAUCUAACCAAUAAUUUGCUUUUAAAUGCAGAGCCCUGGAUGACAUCAAAGAAAGCAUUGUUGAACUUCAGUUUUACAAGCAGAAGAUAUUCAAGUAAUAAGAUGCAAAACAAAGCAGUUUCUUAAUUUACUUGGAACAUUUGAUCAGCAGUAGAGGACAAAAAUGAUAUCUAAUAUAAACCUUGCCAAAGUAAAGUGCAUCUUGUAACUUUUUUUUUUUACCCCUUUAAUUAACAAUUGGUUCAUACAUCAGUGUGCGUUCAUUGAGAUAUGAAGCAUGCGGGAAGUUUGGAGAGCAUGAAAGAUGUGUAAGAGUUGCUCGAGGCGUAGCUGAGAGCAACUCUAGCUUCUCGAGUGCUCUCCAAACUUCCC